GGACAUGCGCUUUGCGGCUAAGUCCCCUCCUUGACUCCUUGACUCCUUGACUCCUCACAUCGCUACUAACUACACUUUACUCCUCACAUCGCUACUAACUACACUUUAUUCAUCCUCCCUGCCAGCAUGAACUCGACUCGUCUCAGUCCACUUUGGAGAUUUUUAGGCCCGCUUAGCACGCUAGUUAGCUUAGCACGCUAACAAGCUAACAAAGACAUGCGCUAGUGAUCCAGACGUGACUCAGCAGAGAUCAGAGUGUUGUGAUUGUGUCAACAUGUGCGAAAGAACCAUAGCAGAGUACAAAGAGGAACUUUGCCGGACAAGAGAGGAGAACGAGAGACUACGUCAACUACUGGACGCUGUUUGCAACACACAAGUUGUGUUACUCACAACAGACGCCUGUGAAGAAUAUCUUCCGCCCGAGCAGCAGGCGGGGUCCUGGCAGCACCUCCACGUGAAAGAGGAGGAGCCGCAGCCCCCCCACAUGGAAGAUGACGAAAAGCCGCCGCUCUUAACAGGGGACGACAAGAGACACCUCGUCAGUGUGAAGAGUGAAGAUGAGGAGGUCAAAGUUGAAAGUGAGGAGAAGAGAGAGGCGGAGCCUCCAACAGAAGGUGAGAGAGACCACUGUGGAGCACCACCAGCAGACAAGAUGUUAGCUCCACCCCCACAUGGUGAGGACACGACGUCACACACUGAAGAUGAUGCAACACGUCACGCUGACAACACACACUUGACGUGUUCUCACUGUGACAGAACCUUUAAAUACCCCAGUCAUCUGAAAAUACACAUGAGGGCGCACACCGGAGAAAAACCCUUUUCCUGCACAGAAUGCGGUAAAGGCUUCUCGCUAAAAGGCAACUUGACACUACACCUGGGGACGCACACUGCAGAAAGACCUUUUACCUGCUCAAAAUGUGGUAAGGGUUUUUUACUGAAAAACAACUUGAAAGUACACGUGCGGACGCACACCGGAGAGAAACCUUUUCCCUGCUCGGUCUGCCUUAAAGGUUUCACACAAAACAUCGGGCUGACGUCACACAUGAGAACACACCCUGGAGGGUCACGGGCGGACAAGAUCUCGGCGCCACUGUCACACGUUGAGGAGACGACAUCUCACUCGGCUGACACUGAUGAUGAAGACUCUAAAGACGACGCGACACGUCACACCGACAACACACGCUUGACGUGUUCUCACUGCGACAGAACCUUUAAAUACCCGAGUAAUCUGAAAAGACACGUGAGAACGCACACUGGAAAAAACCCUUUUUCGUGUUCAAUCUGUCGCGAAACCUUUAAGACUUUGGGGGAUCAGAAAAGCCACGUGAGAACACACGCAGGAGAAAAACCCCUUUCAUGUUCAAUCUGCGGUAAAGACUUCACUCAAAGGAACCAUUUGAAAACCCACAUGGGAAUACACGCCGCAGAAAAUCCUGUCUCCAUCUCACGUUUCGACACAAAUCAAUGUUUAAAGUCACGCACGAGAAUACACACUGGAGAAAAACCAUUCAAGUGCUCUAUCUGUGGUAAAAGAUUGACCCGGAAGACACAAUUAAUAAGCCACACAAGAAUACACACCGGUGAGAAACCUUUUACGUGUUCAGUCUGCGGUAAAGGUUUUACACAGCGUUGUGUUUUGAGGGUACACAUGAGAAUACACACUGGGGAAAAACCUUAUUCAUGUUCAAUCUGUGGUAAAUAUUACACCCGGAGGCUACAUUUAAGAGCACACAUGAUGAUGCACGCUGGAAAAAAGCACGUUUCCUCUUCACGCCGUGGUAAAGGUUUCACUCGGGUUAACGAGUUGAGAGCGCACAUGAAAACACACACUGGUGGAAAAACAUUCACGUGCUCAAUUUGUAGUAAACAAUUCCCCCAGAAGGCAUAUUUGAUAAAACACGCAAGAAUACACACUGGAGAGAAACCUUUUAUCUGCUUCGUCUGUGGUAAAGGUUUUACUCUUAGUUCCUAUAUGCAAAGACACAUGAGAAGACACGCUGGACAGAACGUGUUGAGUUGUGGUGUGUGCGGUGAGAGAUUGUCUUCUGAGUACCAGGGUAAGAAACACAAGUGUGCUGGUGAGAAAGUGUAGAGUUGUGGUGUGUGCGGUGAGAGAUUGUCUUCCGAGUACCAGGGUAAGAAACACAAGUGUGCUGGACAGAACGUGUUGAGUUGUGGUGUGUGUGGUGAGAGAUUGUCUUCUGAGUACCAGGGUAAGAAACACAAGUGUGCUGGUGAGAAAGUGUAGAGUUGUGGUGUGUGUGGUGAGAGAUUGUCUUCUGAGUACCAGGGUAAGAAACACAAGUGUGCUGGUGAGAAAGUGUACAGUUGUGGUGUGUGCGGUGAGAGAUUGUCUUCUGAGUAGCAGGGUAAGAAACACAAGUGUGCUGGUGAGGAAGUGUUGAGUUGUGGUGUGUGUGGUGAGAGAUUGUCUUCUGAGUACCAGGGUAAGAAACACAAGUGUGCUGGUGAGAAAGUGUAGAGUUGUGGUGUGUGCGGUGAGAGAUUGUCUUCUGAGUAGCAGGGUAAGAAACACAAGUGUGCUGGUGAGAAAGUGUAGAGUUGUGGUGUGUGCGGUGAGAGAUUGUCUUCUGAGUAGCAGGGUAAGAAACACAAGUGUGCUGGUGAGAAAGUGUAGAGUUGUGGUGUGUGCGGUGAGAGAUUGUCUUCUGAGUUCCAGGGUAAGAAACACAAGUGUGCUGGUGAGGAAGUGUAGAGUUGUGGUGUGUGCGGUGAGAGAUUGUCUUCUGAGUAGCAGGGUAAGAAACACAAGUGUGCUGGUGAGGAAGUGUAGAGUUGUGGUGUGUGCGGUGAGAGAUUGUCUUCUGAGUUCCAGGGUAAGAAGCACAAGUGUGCUGGUGAGAAAGUGUAGAGUUGUGGUGUGUGCGGUGAGAGAUUGUCUUCUGAGUAGCAGGGUAAGAAACACAAGUGUGCUGGUGAGGAAGUGUUGAGUUGUGGUGUGUGUGGUGAGAGAUUGUCUUCUGAGUACCAGGGUAAGAAACACAAGUGUGCUGGUGAGAAAGUGUAGAGUUGUGGUGUGUGCAGUGAGAGAUUGUCUUCUGAGUUCCAGGGUAAGAAACACAAGUGUGCUGGUGAGGAAGUGUUGAGUUGUGGUGUGUGCGGUGAGAGAUUGUCUUCUGAGUACCAGGGUAAGAAACACAAGUGUGCUGGUGAGAAAGUGUAGAGUUGUGGUGUGUGCGGUGAGAGAUUGUCUUCUGAGUAGCAGGGUAAGAAACACAAGUGUGCUGGUGAGAAAGUGUAGAGUUGUGGUGUGUGCGGUGAGAGAUUGUCUUCUGAGUAGCAGGGUAAGAAGCACAAGUGUGCUGGUGAGGACAAGCAGCAGCAAACUUGAACUGUGUAACGACAUCAUCACAUGUGUGACAUCAUUGUUGUGUUCCAGUCUUGUUCACAUGCUUUUGGAGGAUGAGUUCCACUUCAGUCCAGUAGACUACAUCCAUCAACACACAUCCUUGUGCGUAGGAAACUACACAAACUGCUUUCUUUGAAAAGGUAUAAACUGCUAAUGUUGCUUACCUUUAUUUUAUUUGUAUUUUUUUCAUUCAGAGAACAAAUCUCAGCUUCCUGCGGUCAUGAUUUGUACUAAUUACAUGUUCAUAACAUGGUCACUGAUGUCUGGUUUCUCUUGUUAUGUUCUUAUUUUUUACUGUUAGGUUUUUAUUUUUAUUGUUGCUUUUUAUUUGUAUUCUUAUUGUAAUAUUUUCUAUUUUAUUUCCAUUUAUACCCCCAUUAUUUACUUUUUACUUUUUAAAUUCAAUCUCAAUUCUGUACACUGCUGCUGGAAUUGUAAUUUUCCUGAAUCAAUAAAGUUCUAUCUAUCUAUCUAUCUAUCUAUCUAUCUAUCUAUCUAUCUAUCUAUCUAUCUAUCUAUCUAUCUAUCUAUCUAUCUAUCUAUCUAUCUGUUCAUCCAUCCAUCCAUCCAUCCAUCAUCUAUCUAUCCAAACAACCUUCCCAAGUCAUGACGCAUGAAAAAAUGCAACCAGCAGAAAAUGUAAACCUGCUCACAAUAAACUAUUAUCCAUCCAUCCAUCCAUCCAUCCCUCCAUCCAUCUAUCAUCUAUCUAAACAACCUUCCCAGUCCAUCCAUCCAUCUUUCCAUCCAUCUAUCCAAACAACGUUCCCUAGUCAUGACGCAUAAAAAAAUGCAACCAGCAGAAAAUGUCAACCUGCUCACAAUAAACUAUUAUCCAUCCAUCCAUCCAUCCAUCCAUCCAUACAUCCAUCCAAACAACCUUCCUUAGUCUAUCCAUCUAUCAUCUAUCUAUCUAUCUAUCCAAACAACCUUCCCUAGUCAUGACGCAUGAAAAAAAUGCAACCAGCAGAAAAUGUCAACCUGCUCACAGUAAACUACCAUCCACCCAUCCAUCCCUCCAUCCAUCUAUCAUCUAUCCAAACAACCUUCCCAGUCCAUCCAUCCAUCUUUCCAUCCAUCUAUCCAAACAACCUUCCCUAGUCAUGACGCAUAAAAAAAUGCAACCAGCAGAAAAUGUCAACCUGCUCACAAUAAACUAUUAUCCAUCCAUCCAUCCAUACAUCCAUCCAAACAACCUUCCUUAGUCUAUCCAUCUAUCAUCUAUCUAUCUAUCUAUCUAUCUAUCCAAACAACCUUCCCUAGUCAUGACGCAUGAAAAAAAUGCAACCAGCAGAAAAUGUCAACCUGCUCACAGUAAACUACCAUCCACCCAUCCAUCCCUCCAUCCAUCUAUCAUCUAUCAUCUAUCCAAACAACCUUCCCAGUCCAUCCAUCCAUCUUUCCAUCCAUCUAUCCAUCCAUCUAUCCAAACAACCUUCCCUAGUCAUGACGCAUAAAAAAAUGCAACCAGCAGAAAAUGUCAACCUGCUCACAAUAAACUAUUAUCCACCCAUCCAUCCAUCCAUCCAUACAUCCAUACAUCCAUCCAAACAACCUUCCUUAGUCUAUCCAUCUAUCAUCUAUCUAUCUAUCCAAACAACCUUCCCUAGUCAUGACGCAUGAAAAAAUGCAACCAGCAGAAAAUGUCAACCUGCUCACAAUAAACUACUAUCCAUCCAUCCAUCCAUACAUCCAUACAUCCAUCCAAACAACCUUCCUUAGUCUAUCAUCUAUCCAUCUAUCCAAACAACCUUCCCUAGUCAUGACGCAUAAAAAAAUGCAACCAGCAGAAAAUGUCAACCUGCUCACAAUAAACUAUUAUCCAUCCAUCCAUCCAUCCAUCCAUCCAAACAACCUUCCUUAGUCUAUCCAUCUAUCAUCUAUCUAUCUAUCCAAACAACCUUCCCUAGUCAUGACGCAUGAAAAAAUGCAACCAGCAGAAAAUGUCAACCUGCUCACAAUAAACUACUAUCCAUCCAUCCAUCCAUCCAUCCAAACAACCUUCCUUAGUCUAUCCAUCUAUCCAUCCAUCUAUCUAUCCAAACAACCUUCCCUAGUCAUGACGCAUGAAAAAAAUGCAACCAGCAGAAAAUGUCAACCUGCUCACAGUAAACUACCAUCCAUCCAUCCAUCCCUCCAUCCAUCUAUCAUCUAUCAUCUAUCCAAACAACCUUCCCAGUCCAUCCAUCCAUCUUUCCAUCCAUCUAUCCAUCCAUCUAUCCAAACAACCUUCCCUAGUCAUGACGCAUAAAAAAAUGCAACCAGCAGAAAAUGUCAACCUGCUCACAGUAAACUACUAUCCAUCCAUCCAUCCAUCCAUCCAUCCAUCCAUCCAUCCAUCUAUCAUCUAUCUAUCUAUCUAUCUAUCCAAACAACCUUCCCAGUCCAUCCUUCCAUCCAUCCAUCCAUCUAGCCUAGCUAUCCAUCCAUAUAUCUAUCCAAACAACCUUCCCUAGUCAUGACGCAUGAAAAAAUGCAGCCAGCGGAAAAUGUCAACCUGUUUACAAUAAACUACUAUCCAUCCAUCCAUCCAUCCAUCCACCCAUCCAUCCAUCCAU
Entelurus aequoreus (snake pipefish) is the source of this 5928-nucleotide messenger RNA. Its product is annotated as gastrula zinc finger protein XlCGF57.1-like. Lineage: Eukaryota; Metazoa; Chordata; Actinopteri; Syngnathiformes; Syngnathidae. Gene Ontology annotation, cellular component: nucleus. The transcript is spliced from 2 exons. The record is from RefSeq and is a predicted model, not a curated record. Gene Ontology annotation, molecular function: DNA-binding transcription activator activity, RNA polymerase II-specific; RNA polymerase II cis-regulatory region sequence-specific DNA binding. Bases 275 to 2092 code for a protein of 605 amino acids. Gene Ontology annotation, biological process: regulation of transcription by RNA polymerase II.